GCGCAGACGUCAAACGGCUAUCGUGAGCUGUAUAUCUAAAACUUCAAGUAAGCGAAGAUUUCGUAUUAUACACCAUGUCUUUAUUCACGCCGAUUGACAUUGGGGAUUUAAAGCUUUCUCAUAGAGUGAUUCUAGCUCCAUUGACAAGGUACAGAGCUGUGGGAAACAUUCCCAAUAAGAUGAUGGCAGAAUACUACGAACAGAGAUCAUCGAAAGGUGGGCUAUUGAUUACUGAGACUACUUGUAUUUCAGUUAGAGGAGGAAUUAAUAGAAAUAUGCCCCGUAUUGACACGGAAGAAGCGGUGGAAGGGUGGAAAAAUAUCGUGGAAGCUGUUCAUGCCAAAGGUGGGCUUAUAUUCUGUCAAUUAAACCAUUUUGGAAGAACGUUUAAACCACAGGCUUCAGAGUAUAAUGCCCCAGUUGUAUCAAGCUCCUCGGUUCCUAUUGACGGUGAAAUGUACCAUAUUCCUAAACCAAUGGAUGAAACAGACAUGAAACAAACCAUUGAAGAUUUUGUAAAUGCCGCUGACAACGCUAUCAAUAAGGCUGGUUUUGAUGGUAUCGAACUACAUGGAGCAAAUGGGUAUUUGUUGGAUCAGUUCAUAGAAGAUAACAUUAAUACUCGGACCGAUGAAUUUGGCGGAUCCAUAGAAAAUCGGUGCAAAUUUCCGUUAAUGGUGUUGGAUGCGGUCAUUGAAAAAGUCGGUUCAGGUAAGGUUGGGUAUAGAAUCAGCCCUUGGGACGUAUUUCAGCAAGCUAAUGAUUCAAACCCAAUAAAGAACUUUUCUUAUUUAUGUGAACAGUUGGAGAAGAGAAACAUUGCAUAUGUUCAUGCUGUUGAAGCCAGAUCCGAUGCUAAUGGAGGACGUGAAAAUGAUGGGAAUAAACUGGCCAGUUUAGACAAAUCAUUACUCAAAAGUAGUGUUGCGAAGCUUAAACCGUGUCUUCCCACAACCCUGCUUAUCUCUGCCGGUGGGUGGAAUAAAGACAAUGCUUCCCUUGAAGGAAUUGAAGUGGAUGCUUUGGCAUUUGGCAGAUAUUUCAUCAGCAAUCCUGAUCUUCCUAAUAAGUUGAAGUUGGGAUCCCCAUUGACACCUUAUAACAGAGAUACUUUCUAUACUCCAGGAACAGCUAAAGGGUAUACAGACUAUUCAAGCCUUGCUUAGAGUUUAAUAUAGAAUUCCUUGAUCAAUUAUUUACGUUUCAAUAAAUCUAAAAGUUGUCUGUAAA
This is a messenger RNA of Yamadazyma tenuis ATCC 10573, 1230 nucleotides long. NCBI's taxonomy places the organism in Eukaryota, Fungi, Ascomycota, Pichiomycetes, Serinales, Debaryomycetaceae. The record is from RefSeq and is a predicted model, not a curated record.